Messenger RNA from Dunckerocampus dactyliophorus (ringed pipefish), 10970 nucleotides. It is a transcript of the gene usta, whose product is annotated as uronyl 2-sulfotransferase a. The transcript has 8 exons. Bases 246 to 1457 code for a protein of 403 amino acids. The record is from RefSeq and is a predicted model, not a curated record. Gene Ontology annotation, molecular function: sulfotransferase activity. Gene Ontology annotation, cellular component: membrane. NCBI's taxonomy places the organism in Eukaryota, Metazoa, Chordata, Actinopteri, Syngnathiformes, Syngnathidae.
CCACGUCCAGUAAUCUGACACCCAAAAAGCGGAGCCGGCCUGCAAGGAUGCACCCUUGUGGCAUUGCACGGCUGCAAAGAGCCGACAGUCAGCCGGAGUGCUCAGAGCGAGACAAGCCGAGCAGGAGCCGCCGUGCACGGACUAGAGUGCUACAGAGGAGCCGCUGAUCAUCCCCAAAGACCUUCCAAUGGUCCUACUGCGCACACACGAAUGGGUGACUUUGCACGGCGCCUUGUGAGGAGCAGAUGAUGAAGAAUUACAGCGGCAGUCCGCCUCACAGCAACAACAACCAGAACCCUCAUCUCCUUCACUUCAGGAACCACAAGAAGUUUCUCGCCUCCUUGCCCUGGCGCUUCCCCCUCAGAGCUUAUGCUUUCUGCAUGGCGACACUCUUCUUCUUCUGCUUGGCCUCCCUUUUCUACCAACUCAACGGAGGACCCCCCAAAAUCCUGCUGGACAUCAGACAGUAUCUCGGUGAAUCUACAUACAUGGACGACCACGGACCUCCUGCUCCGAGAGUGCUCACGUUCCCCAGCCAGGUGGUUUACAACCGUGUGGGGAAGUGUGGCAGCCGCACGGUGGUCAUCCUGCUGCGGCUGCUGGCUGAGAAGCAUCAGUUCAACUUGAUCUCGUCGGACAUCCACAACAAAACACGGCUCACCAAACAUGAGCAGGUGGAUCUCAUGAAGAACAUCAGUAACAUCCCACAGCCUUUCCUCUACACGCGCCAUGUUCACUUCCUCAACUUUACCAGGUUUAGGAUCGAGCAGCCCGUCUAUAUCAACAUAAUCCGUGACCCCAUCAACCGCUUUCUGUCCAACUACUUCUUCCGUCGCUUCGGGGACUGGAGGGGUGAGCAGAACCACCUCAUCCGAACCCCCGGGAUGAAAGAUGAUGAGAGAUACCUGGACAUAAACGUGUGCAUUCUAGAGAACUACCCAGAGUGCUCCAACCCUCGAGUCUUCUACAUUAUCCCCUACUUUUGCGGACAGCAUCCUCAGUGCAGAGAGCCCGGCCCGUGGGCUCUGGAACGGGCCAAGCAGAAUGUGCUGGAGAACUACCUGCUGGUUGGCAUCUUGGAGGAGCUGGAAGAUGUGCUGCUACUCUUGGAGAGACUUUUACCGCACUAUUUUACUGGAGUGCUCGACAUCUACAAGAGUCCUGACUACAAGAAGAUGGGCAACAUGACGGGCACGGUACGCAAACACACCCCCACCCUGGAGGCGCUGCAGGUGCUCUACCAACGCAUGCGCUACGAGUACGAGUUCUACAACUUCAUCCGGGACCAGUUCCACCUCAUGAAGAAGAAAAUCGGACUCAAAUCCGCAGCCCGGCCGCCGGCGUACUCUCCGGAUUUCCUGCGGGAGCUGGCCCUGCGGACACCCCAGCCUCUGGAUGAAGACGAGGAGCUGGACACAGACACAGAGGACGCAAACAGCUGGCUUGUCCAUCAGUAGCAAAAACUGUCUGAGGAGCGGACGUUGCCCUUCUUGCCCUCCAUGCGGCGCCCUGAGGAAGCAACGGCGCCUCGCAAAAAGUGAGUUGGAUUUGAAGUUGCGACGACCCGAAUACGCGUCGCCGGACGCGCCGCUCUCGAGGUCGGCCGGCUGCAAGGACGAGGUGUUCUAUUUAAACGUUGACUGGGGAUCACGGAAAAUCAUGUUUGAUAUGAAGUGCGGCUUUCGUUUCUGCUCGUUGGAAGCUGUUCUUUGCUGUGUUCUCCAGGAGAGAUGAAGCACAGCCACGUUUGCUGUCGGGGAAGCGCACAAAUGAUGGGAAAGUACAUUUUUUUUAAAAAGAAAAAGCCAAACCAUGACUAGAAGAGUGCCAAAACAUGUUUAUGUGUAUCAUCCAGUGCCAUGUGUUUAGUAACUACAUGACAGGAAGCUGUCUUCAUCCACGUUUCCACCAACUCUUCCAUUCCAGUGGACCCAAAAGCUGGAACUACCGUGAGGUGUCCUCAUUUGCUCCCCUUCCCAUUCCACUACUGUGUUCUUUCUCAGACAAAUCCACCACAUGAUGGCGCUGUCAUUCAACCCCAAUGGAAAACAAACUCACUGUAGCUUUGCGGCAGGGGUGUCCAAAUUGUUCAAAUUGUGGCCCGCGGAUGUUUUUUUUAUUGGCCCGCAGCACGUUCAAAAAAUAUAAUUGAACAAGAAAACCAAAAAAAAAAGUCCAAAUAAAAAAGCAAAAAUGGGGAAAAAAAAGCAGUAAUUUACAUUACCUUAAGAGAAUAAAGUCACAAUAUUAAAAACAGGAAAAAAAGAUGUCAUCUAGCAGAAAAAUGUUAUCAUUUCACGAGAACAAAGUAAGAUUAUGAGGAAAAUUUUAAUUAGUAGCGUAAGGUUGAAAUAUUGAAGAAAAAAUACUUUUAAAAAUAUUUUUUUAAUAUUAUGAGAAACAAACAAAACAAAGAAUGAAAUGAAAAUUAGCUUGGGGAAAAAAAGUCUAAUAUUAUUAUCGAAAUAUGAUGGGAAUAAAAAGUCAUCACGUGAGAAGAAAACAUAUAUAUAUAUAUAUAUAUAUAUUUAUAUAAAUAUAUAUUUUGGGGAAAAUUGGUUUGGGGGAAAAAGUUAUAAAUAAUAUUUCGGGAAUAAAUUCAGAAUAUUAUGCAAAGAAAAUAAAUCAGGAAGAAAGUUGAAAUAUUAGUAAAAUUAUUUUAUAAUUUUAUAAUUAUUUUAUAAUUUUACCAGAAUAAAUAAAAUAUUAAGAAAUAAAACAUUGAGGAAAAAAUUCACAAUUUUACGAGAACAAACUUCUAUUAUUAGGAGAAAAAAUAAUGUCAUUUCAAUAAAGUUGUAAUUUUUGGAAAAUUCUAAUAUUGCCGGAAAAUCGAAAAGUGAAACAAAAACAGCAUCAGAAAUGGAAAGACUGGCACACACCUUUACACACCUUUUAAGCACGUAUGCUUAAAAUGUGAGCAAGAUUGGUUAAAAAACAUGGCCGCCAUCACCCGAAACGUCUUUGCCUGACGGGCACGGGCGAGACUUGGCAACUAAAUGUCCAUAAGUCAUUGAGCAUUUGUCUGAUUAUUCUAACACUUUGAGCAUAUCUGUAGUAGACGUAUGCUACAGGAACCCUCAAGCAUUUUGAGCACGACGCACAGGGGGCGCCACAGUCACGGGGAAAAAUGAUGACACCGUACUGCUUGUUUUAUCGGCAUUUACGCAGCCAGCGCCACCAGGGCAGGGUUUAUUUACCAACCUGAAGUACGCCGCUUGGUGGAAACGUGGCUUGAGUGACAUGAAUUUUGUUGUAAAAAGGUCCAAAUGAGGGUUAAACCCGGUGCACUCCGUUAUGAAUUCCAAGAAUUCCAGCCGAGUGUGCACGUACGCCUGAGUUUCACACCCGAGUGUUUUAGCAGAGAUUCAGAGUUUGGCCAUUUCUUUUGGUGGCUUCACCUCGGCCGGAUGCUAAAAAAAAAAAAAGAACAUAUUGAUCUUGCUGCAAAAUGAGACGACUAUUGUUAUUCCCGGUAAGGCAUCAAUCACGUAGGAGCUGAGGUCAAAGGUUAAUUCAGUUGUAUGCAUGAUGCUUAGUAUUUCCUCAAAUAGUGGCACUCAACUGCAAAGAAUGCCCAGCCUGUCUUAUGGAGGAGUUUAUUUGUACAAAUUCAUCUUGUUCCCUCAGUAGUCUGAAUAGCUAGUAUCUAAAAGUACCUGGUAUCUACUAGUACCUGCUAUCUGCUAUGUGCUAAUUCACCGAUGUCAUGGGAAGAAUAGCAAACCAUGAAUUAGGAACAAACAAACAAACAAACAAAACAUUCACAUAUUUAAGCAAAUGCUAUGCAUUUUUUACCUAAAUUCAUCAUUUUCAGGCAUAAAAAUGACCAAAUGAACGAAAAUACAAAUAUAAGGCAUAUACUGUAAAUAGAUGAAAUGUAGUAUUGUACACUGGUCACUAGGUGUCAGUAAUGUUACCGUAAUGUUCGGUGAGACUCACAUGGAUCAGACUGGAUCGCCGGAACAACAGGCUUUUAUUGCAAGUUUGAAUGGUCUCGCCGCUGGCACAAUAAUCCCUAAUAGUCCCCAAUAAAUAAUAAUAAAAAUUAAAAACACAGGCUACUUUUGCGCCCGUUACCCACGCAACGCUGAAAAUGAACUCUGAACCCCCGACGUCACUCAGGAAGAAAUGUAUACUAGCACACGCAAGCACGAGUAUUAUUUAUGUCUUCAAUGGCUUAUUUCCUCUUACUAUGUCUACUAUGUUGGUAAUAUGAGUGCAAAGCUGACUAUAGGGGUGUUACUUCAUGUCGCAAGGGCUCUAAUAAUGUUAACCCUUUCGGUUUUGACAUUACUAUUUCAAAAGGUUGCAGCUUGAAACCGCUUAGAGAGAAAGACUUACUGUGAAUUAGAAAAAUCAACAGUUUGUGAUGGGAGUAAAAGUACUCAUCUAAUUUGCAUAUUAUGCCGUCACUAGGCUCAGAAUUUGUCUCCACCAUACCCAGCAGGUCAUCAAAAUGUCUGAUCCGAGGUCGUAAAAAGGUUUUCUAAGCUCUGACUACCAAUAAAUAAGGAAUCCCACGUGGCGGAAAUUCACUUAUCACGGUCAGGUCUGGAACCAAUUAACCGCCAUAAAUGAGGGCUGAGUGUAUUUGAGGAAAUAUUCUAUUUAUUUAUUUAUUCACAGUGAUAGUCAAAAGUCUGGAGACACUUCCUCGUGCUAUUGAAGGAGACUGCGUCUCCAAACGUUUGACCGGCCUAACACGGGGGUGUCCAAGGUGCGGCCCUGGGGGCCAUUUGCGGUCCGGAGCUUGUUUUUUUAUUGGCCCGCGGCACAUUGGAGAAAAAAUAAAUACAUAAAAAAUACGGUAAAAAUGGCAAAAUUUGAGCAAAAAGGCAAAAUGUAAAGAGAAGAAGCUAAAAUUUGGAUACUAAUUCAUAAUUUUAACAAAAAGUAUCCUUUGAUUUUCAGUAUGCGGCCCUGAGGGGAAAGUUUGGACAUCGCUGGCCUAAAACAUAUGGAUGAGUUUUAUUAAAUUAUUAAAAAUGUAAUUUAAAAAUCCUGGAUAAAAAUCAAGUAUAUUUUCUUUCAAAAAUGACCAAGAGAUUUGAACACAGUAUCCCAUAAUGCUGUGUAUGAAAGCUGCCUUGCUGCCAUCUUGUGGCCGCCUCGUGUUUCUGCAUCGGCAGCCUCAACUGAAGCGGCAGGACACACCCAGCGCGUGGUUGAUGCAGAGGCCAUUAUUUGAGGAACUACGCUAUUUAUUUAUCGCGUCACAAAAAGUUUUUCCCAAAUAUCGCAGGUGAAGUUGCUAAGGUCAAAGGUCAAGGUACGUGUCGGUGUCAGCACUCUGCCAGGCGCAGUUUUUCCGAUGAUAUUCUUGAAGCAAUUUAUGCUAACACAUUGCUGUUUAUAUCUGUCAGCUAGCAUACUGGGUCAAAGGUCGAAUAUAAGCGCCAGGCGCCAUUUGUAGCUAAGGUCAAAGGUCAAGUCAGAUCGCUCGGUACAUGUUGUCUGUCGGUGCAAACGCUGCUGACUGGUGACGGCUGUGCUGCAGUUUCUUAGCGUGUCUUUACUUUGUGUGUACUUUAAAACUCUCCUGCAGCAGCUGAAGUGUAAAAAAGAAAAAAAAGCCUUGCCCAGACGACAUUAAACACGAACGUGUUUCACCCUAGCUUGGUCAUCUUCCACCGUGUACGCGCUUUUACGUCCUGGUUUGUGUUUUGUAAUUUAUUCUUUUUCUAUUCGUUUUGCAACCAGAUCAAUUUCUCAGGAAGGAAACAGUCAACUGUGUACGAAGUCUACCAGUUCCCACAUGGCGGCUAUUUAAAAAAAGAAUAAAUACUUCUGGCAUUCCACGGGAGAAGUCCAAAGAGCUCCUCUGUGCAUCAUUUCCCACCCCUCCAAAAUAAACUUCCUCAGAACAGAGGCGCUCGUGUCUGUGGCUUCACUUGAAGGUGCUUCAUUGUUUGGUUGUUGUGCUGACACAUUUUAACAGCCGCAUCAUGCUAGGUGAGCUUGCAGCGCCCACAUCCGUAGCUGACCGGUGGAUAGGUGGGCUACAUUUUAAGAUGUGUAGCAAAGCCUGAUUUUUAUGCACUAAAACACGAAUAAGAUACAGUCAAAGUAUGUUCCAUUCUGGAGCAAUUAUUAAAAAUGUAAUGAAAACAUAUUUAAUUAAAUUAAGUAUUUUACUUUUUUAAAAAUCAACAAAAGGUUUGAACAAAUAUUUGCGCAAUAUCCCAUAAUGCCACACCAUCAGGACCUGUGUAUGAAAGCUGCCUUGCUGCCAUCUUGUGGCCGCAAGAUCAUUUAAUUCCGGAGCAAAAAUGCAACUUUGUUCGCCUUAGCGGACCAGAAAGAACGCACUUUAGUGAUCCUGUAGUGUAGUGACAGUAAAGUCCAUUCCUUUUACUGACUCAAGCUUUUAUGAGUCGCUCACGAAAGUGAAUCAAAAAAAGUCAUAAUUGUGAGAUUAAAGUCAUAAUUAUGAGAUGAAAAAUCAAAUUUGAGAUAAAAAGUAAAAAUGAUGAGAUAAAAAAAAUCUAAAUUAUGAGGUAAAGUCAGAUGAAAAGUAAAAAUUACGAGAUGAAAAAUUGAAAUUAUGAGACAAAAAGACUUUUCAUCUCAUAAUUUCGACUUUUUAUCUCCGGUCGAGUGGAGUGUCACAGCGCGCGCUCGCACGGAGCCUCCCACAGACGUACUCUAUGUGCCGUACGCGCGAAGCAAACACCUCAUUGAGACGGUCUUGAACGACUCGCUCAAUACUCGAGCAUCUCUGGCACUGCACCACCUUAGAACCCGGUACCGGCGCCAGCAAAUGAUGAAUGUAAAUGUCCGUGUACAAAGCACACAGCAAAAAUAACCCCAAAUAAUGUUGGCCAUCGUAUUUAUUAAACAUAAAAACCACGAGUAUUUGAUGCAAAGUGAAUACUGUUGACGGUAAAACUGCCUGUCAUCCAUCAGCUGCUGCUGCACUACUACUAAAUAGAAAACACAGUACACAGUACAAGAAAGUAGUGUACAAAGUAUUUGCUCUUUGGUCCAAACAUUUGAAAUCCAGUAUCAAAACACUGCACAGCCUAAACAGUUCUAUCACUUCCUGUUGUACGGAAAGGACGCUCACGGAAAAGCUCCGUCCACUAUUACCGGAGUUUUAAACUUUUGCGACCUUGGUGAAUACAGUUCGUGAUCACAACUUGUGAUUACAACUCUGCAAGUGAGUGCUGAGACUUCUGCCUCAACUCGGACCCGCGAGUGGACUAAACUCACCAAAAGAGACAAUCAGGUGGAGCCGACAGCCGUUACAUGCAAGCUAUCAUGCUAGCCGCGGUUUGAAGCCUGAUUUCAAUAACAGGAUAACAUUUGGAGUUUUCCUGUGCAGCUUUUUCGGCCCACGAGGACUGGUGGGACUUUGGUGAGAUACUGGUGAGAGAUAAACUCGCCGUUAUAACGAAGAUUAUUCACCGAAGGCAUUGCACCACAAGUCAACGGCUAACUGACGGCGUUACCUAGCAACAGUAACAAUGUCAAAGGCUCGAGGGAGAAGAAGCGCAACAAGCGGUGGCUCUAGUAGUUCUGGUCGAAGUACUCCAGAUUCAGUCAUAUAUACGGAUGUUGAACAGAUUCCUGAGACAACUGGAGGUGCUCACCUAUUACCACAACCGCAGCCGAGACCUUACAAGGAUGACACAAUUAACCAGUUGACACACCUGAGUGGAAAUAUAGACAAAGCAACAGCGACAGCCUUGCAGAAGGUUAAACACCGCGCAAACAAGCAAGAAAGAAGUUCAAUGGAAAAGAGUGAGUAUACUAUGGCGAAAACCAUGGAGGAUUAUGGAAAACAGAUGCAGCAACUUGUGGAGAAUUCCAACUCCCUGCAUCAACUAAUUUACAGUUUGAUAGAGACUACCAACGCCAUACAAAGAGAAAUGCAAGGUCUGAGAGUGGAGAAUAAAAAAUUACAGGAAAGUUAUGAUGCACUGGGAGCCACUCUCAAAAAAGAAUGUGAAGAAAAGGAUAAAAUCAUUGAGAAGCUGAAAAACACCAUAGAUGAUAUGGAUCAGAACACACGAAUGAAUGACGUGGUCGUGACGGGACUUCGAAUUAAACUGCCAGAGCAGUGGCGAAUACUGAAGAACCAGACGAAAGGGAUGUCGCCUCAACAGAGCAACAAGUUGUUGAUUUUUUGCAAUCGAAGGAGGUGGAUGUAGACAUCCAAUCUAUUGAUACUUGCAUCCCACUGUAUGGGAGGAACCGCACUACACCCGUCAUCAUCGUCAAAUUCACCAACAGGAAAUACAAGGUUGCUCUGCUGAAACAGGGAAAGAAGCUGAAAGGAACAAAUGUCUACAUGAAUGACCACCUGACCAAGCGCAACGCUGAGAUUGCGAAGAAAGCACGUGAUCUGAGGAAGCAAGGAAAGAUCCAAGGAACAUGGAGUGCAAACUGCAAAAUCUUUAUCAAAGCAAAUGGAGGACCAGAGGCCAGAGUUCUUGCUGUCAAAGACAUCAAGGACCUAGAAAGAUAUUGAGGUCUCCCAACAUGGAGGAAAACAGCUUUAAUAUGCUACAAGAAGAUCUACAAUUGGACACUUUUCACUUUACAGAUCACAAACAAUUGGAUAUGGAAAAAGACAUUGAUCCAGACUCAAAUUUUUUCUCUCACAUUACAAACGACUGCCGUUAUUAUACGGAGGAGCAAUACAACAACAGUUUUAUCAACGACGACAAGUUAUCCAUCAUACACAUAAACAGCAGAAGCUUGAACGCAAACUUUACUAAUAUUAAACAAUAUUUGAAUCAAUUCAAAGAACCUUUCAAAGUUACAGCAAUCUCAGAAACUUGGAUUAAUGCUAACAAAGGAAUGGACUUCGAGCUGGAAGGAUAUGAAAUGAUGUGUGCAAACAGGAACAAUGCAAAUGGAGGAGGUGUGGCCUUAUACGUGGACAAACAUUUGAACUACAAAAUGGUAAAGAAUAUGUCAUUUGUCAUUGAUAACAUUUUAGAAUGUAUAACAAUUGAAAUCUGUAAAGAAAAAAGCAAAAAUGUGUUAAUAAGUUGUGUGUACAGAACUCCAAAGUCAAAGAUUGGAAUGUUUGAGGAUUGGAUUAAGACAACGUUUACAGACAUAGGUCAGAAAACUAUUUUCAUAUGUGGAGACUUCAAUAUUGACCUCUUGAACUCACACAAGUGCAAGGAAAUAGAUGACUUUAUAGAUACAAUGUAUAGCUUGAGUUUAUAUCCUAAAAUCAUCAGACCAAGUAGAAUAACUGACCACUGUGCCACCCUUAUCCAUAAUAUAUUCACCAAUGACUUGGAUAACAACACCAUCAGUGGCCUGCUAAUUAGUGACAUCAGUGAUCAUCUUCCAGUGUUUACAAUCUACAAUGAACAUUAUAAGAAAAAACAGGCGGAGGCAAAAAAGACUUUUCAAAGAUUGCGUACAGAGGAUAACAUCCGUGCCUUCAAGAUAGGUCUAGAAGAACAAAGUUGGGAGAGUGUCUACAGUGCAACAGAUGUGGACGAGGCAUAUGACAGCUUCCUUGGUACUUAUAUGGAGCUCUACGAUAAGAACUGUCCCUGGCAAGAAAAGCCCAAGAAGCAAAAGAAAAACCAGCAGCCAUGGAUGACAAAAGGACUAAAAAACGCCUGUAAGAAGAAGAACACAUUAUACAGGACAUUUAUCAUUCAACAGACUAAAGAAGCAGAACAAAAGUAUAAGACUUACAAAAACAAGUUGACAACUAUCUUGAGAGUGUGUAAGAGGGAAUAUUAUAGUCACGUACUAAAUAAGAACAAAAAUAACAUGAGAGCAACUUGGGGCAUCUUAAAUAGUAUUAUAAAAAACAACGUUAAGAAAGCAGACUAUCCUCCCUAUUUCAUGGUUGGAAACACUUACAGGAAUGACAUGAAUGCGGUAGCUGAAAUGUUUAAUGAAUAUUUUGUAAAUAUUGGACAAAAACUGGAAGAGGAAAUUCCAAAACAAGACACAAUUGAUGAAGGGAUUGAUAUUAUUGAUAGGAAUCUUAAUUCUAUGUUUCUCACUGCUGUAACCAAAAAGGAGAUCACUGACAUUGUUAACCAUUUUAAGGCAAAAACAUCAACUGAUUGUCAUGGAAUGGAAAUGGAAACAAUUAAAAGGGUCAUCAAUGAGAUCGCAGACCCGUUAACAUAUAUUAGUAACUUAUCAUUUCAGACUGGAAUAUUUCCAAGCAAAAUGAAAACAGCCAAGGUGGUUCCAAUUUUCAAAAAAGGAGACAAACACCAAUUUACAAAUUAUCGACCAGUUUCCUUGUUACCACAAUUCUCGAAAAUUGUGGAGAAGCUAUUUAAUAAUAGGUUGGACAAAUUUAUUAAUAAGAAUGAAUUAUUGGCAAGUAGUCAAUAUGGUUACAGAGCCAACAUUUCAACUUCUAUGGCACUGAUGGAAAUCACGGAGGAAAUCACUACUGCUAUAGACAACAGAAGAUGCGCAGCUGCAGUAUUCAUGGAUCUGACAAAAGCUUUCGAUACAAUUAAUCACACUAUUUUAAUUUCAAAAUUAGAAAGGUACGGAAUUAGAGGUUUAGUCUUAAAUUGGGUUAAAAGCUACCUAGCAAAGAGGAAACAAUUUGUAAAGCUAGGAGAAUAUACAUCUGGGAGUCUACACAAUACGUGUGGAGUACCACAGGGGUCCAUACUGGGACCAAAACUGUUUAACUUGUACAUUAACGACAUUUGCAAAGUAACUAACAACUUAAAAUUGGUCUUAUUCGCCGAUGAUACCACUGCUUUCUGUUCUGGUGAAAGCACACAAGAACUCAUUAAAAAGGUCAAGGAUGAAAUGGUCAUAUUAAAGUCAUGGUUUGACAAGAACAGAUUAUCUCUGAAUUUAAGUAAAACUAAAAUAAUGUUAUUUGGUAAUAGUAGAAAGGACACGUACGACCAAAUACAAAUUAAUGGAACGGAUAUUGAAAAAGUGGAAGAAUAUAAAUUCCUUGGGGUUAUAAUAGAUGAAAAAAUGAGUUGGAAAUCUUAUAUUAAAUA